AUGACAAUUGUUCACAUAGUCCUAUUCAAAUUCCGCGCUGAUGUCGGCGACAAAAUCAAACAAGAGUUCCUCUCACAGAUCAAAACACUCAAAUCUCUGUCCUCUGUCAAAGACCAGAGACUCAUUGUGGGUGGGCCAUCAAUUACAUUUCCAGUGGAAAAAAGUAAAGGAUUUCAUUAUUCCUUGGUCAGCUACCACCAAGACCGAGCGGCUUUGGAUGCAUACCAUGCAAGCAGUGAGCAUGAAAGAGUAACGAGUAAAUUCUUUAUUCCGUACAAGGAAGAUCUUGUCCGCUUUGACUUUGAGGUGGACCAGGCAGAUGAGUCAUUACUGGGCUUUUAG
Messenger RNA from Penicillium lagena, 342 nucleotides. RefSeq names its product Dabb family protein. Bases 1 to 342 code for a protein of 113 amino acids. The transcript is spliced from 3 exons. The record is from RefSeq and is a predicted model, not a curated record. Lineage: Eukaryota; Fungi; Ascomycota; Eurotiomycetes; Eurotiales; Aspergillaceae.